This is a messenger RNA of Phytophthora nicotianae INRA-310, 114 nucleotides long. RefSeq lists its product as hypothetical. Bases 1 to 114 code for a protein of 37 amino acids. The transcript has a single exon. Lineage: Eukaryota; Oomycota; Peronosporomycetes; Peronosporales; Peronosporaceae. The record is from RefSeq and is a predicted model, not a curated record.
AUGGCUGAGGUUUUCUCGAGGUUUGACGUCACACCGCCUGCAAGUAAUUACCCCACGUCACAGGAAGGAGCGACUGGCAUGGAGUUCUUACUUAACCCUUUUAGAGCGGAGUGA